Messenger RNA from Penicillium cinerascens, 1602 nucleotides. Its product is annotated as SSH4 family protein. The record is from RefSeq and is a predicted model, not a curated record. Gene Ontology annotation, molecular function: protein binding. The transcript has 3 exons. NCBI's taxonomy places the organism in Eukaryota, Fungi, Ascomycota, Eurotiomycetes, Eurotiales, Aspergillaceae. Bases 1 to 1602 code for a protein of 533 amino acids.
AUGCAGGGUCUUGAGGCAACGGGCCCCGGUGCGCUCGCAGGCCUACCCUCCACGCUCAGAACGGUGAUAGGCAACCCGACGACGUCACCGCUCGGCCUCGCAUCCUCCCAGUCCCUCCAAACUGCUCUCCAGACCCCAACGUCCCUGUCGCGACAGCAAAUACAGGAGAAUCUGCAGCAUGUUAUUUCAACUCUCUCCUCCGGCUACGAUGCUGGACGCGUGGUUGCCGCCAGUGGCGAAUCCUCCGGCUCGACCGGCAAAGGCAUCCUGAUCGGGAUCCUAUCCGCCUUUGGCUCGGCGGCUAUCGCAUUUGUCGUGCUAGCGAUCUUCUUUUUCUUCAAGUAUACUCGCCGCGGGCGGAUCAUGCUGGAUCGCAUUGGCCGCCCGGGUGAAUUUGACGACGAGCAAGCAUUUGCGCGGGAGGAGGAAGAGGCGCUGGAGUCCAUGGACGACUUGUCACGGUCGGAAUACCUACGAGCGAAAGCGUGGGUCCAGUCAAAUCCACCGGAGUCCAUCACGACCGAUAUUUCGCUGUCGCAGUUCCUGGCCAUUCAAGAAAAAGGUGUCUCUGCCUGGGAAUUCCAGCCCGAGCUGGAGAUCGCCAACUGCUUUGUGGAAGGACGCACAGAAAUCGAGUUUUUCGAUUCUGAGUGUAGCGUUCAAACGAACCUGCCCAUUCCCAAGCAGAACGAGGUCUACUACUGGGAGGCGAAGAUCUACGAUAAGCCCGAAUCAACAAUGAUCGGAGUCGGCCUGUCCACCAAACCGUACCCUCUUUUCCGCAUGCCUGGCUUCCAUAAAACCUCUGUUGCCUACGAGUCGACCGGCCACCGCAGACUCAACCAGCCGUUUACCCCGACUCCUUAUGGCCCACCUCUCCUCCAAGGCGAUGUCAUCGGCGUUGGCUACCGACCUAGACAAGGCGCGAUUUUCUUCACUCGCAACGGCAAGAAACUCGAGGAUGUCCCCAGCAGUUAUCGCUCACAAAAUCUAUUUCCUACCAUUGGGGCCAACGGCCCCUGCAGUAUCCAUGUCAAUUUUGGCCAGAUGGGCUUCGUGUUCAUCGAAGCUAAUGUCAAGAAAUGGGGCUUGGCCCCAAUGACGGGCAGCCUCGCCCCACCCCCACCCUAUGGCAGCGAGCAAGGCAGCAUUUUGCUUGAAUCGGGCCGCGAGAGCGCUGCCCAGAUUUCCCAGCGCGUUUACCAAACUCACACCGCGAGAAGCUCCAGUGUCGGACUUCCACAGGCGGUCAGCCCCGGCCCCAUCCGAUCUCCGACCGAAAUCUCCCUUGCUCAGCUGGCCCACAUUCCUUCCAAUGAAGAUGCAGGCGAGGGCUCUAGCCGCAUUGGCGCAGAUGGAGAAGUCGACGGUCCUACUACUACAGGCGGAGCUCCGGAUGAAGACGGUGUGCCGCCUCCAGAGUACGAGAGCCCAGGAAGCAGUCGCCGAGGCAGCGAUGCGUCCACCUCUCUGGAAUUUCCUGCAAGGACAUCCCAAGGUACCCGCCAACCCCCGGAUAGUCCCAACUCAGAUACUCGGGACCUGCCAAGUUAUCAAGCUGUGGUAGACCGGGAGUUCAGAGAUCAUCAGUCAAGGCCCUGA